GAGCAGCUGCUCCCGGAGCUCACGGGGCUGCUGAGCCUCCUGGACCAGGAGCUCCUCAGUGACAGCGCCUUGCAGAAGAAGAUGGCGGUGGCGUCCAUCCUGCAGAGCCUGCAGCCCCUGCCAGCCAAGGAAGCCUCCGGCCUGUACGCCAACCUGCACUCGGGGCCCAGCUUCGUGGAGUCUCUCUUCGAGGAGUUCGACUGCGCCCUGGGCGACCUCCAGGACUUGGCAGAGGAUGACCGCGAGCCCAGCCCGAGAGCCAGCCCCGAGCCGGAGCCCACGGGGAGCCCCGCCCUGCGGAGCGCAGAGGACCUCCCUCCACCCCUGCCCAACAAGCCUCCCCCCGAGGACUACUACGAGGAGGCCCUUCCCCUGGGUCCCGGGAAGUCCCCCGAGUACAUCAGCUCCCACGACGGCUGCGGCCCCGCCCUCUCGCUCAUGGACGGCUACUACGAAGACGCCGACGGCAGCUACCCCACCACCCGGAUGAACGGAGAGCUGAAGAGCUCCUACAACGACUCGGACGCCGUGAGCAGCUCCUACGAGUCGUACGACGAGGAGGAGGAGGAGGAGGAGGGGAAGGGGCGGCGGCCGCGGCUGCAGUGGCCCUCGGAGGAGGCCUCGCUGCGUCUGGUGCGCGGCUGCCGGCUCUGCGCCUUCCUGCUGCGCAAGAGGCGCUUCGGGCCCUGGGCCAAGCAGCUGACGCUCAUCAGGGACGACCAGCUCCUGUGCUACAAGAGCUCCAAGGACCGGCAGCCGGCGCUGCGGCUGGCGCUGGGCGCGUGCGCGGUGGUCUACGCACCCAAGGACGGCCGGCGCAAGCGGCACGAGCUGCGCUUCUCCCAGGGCGCCGCCGAGGUGCUGGUGCUGGCGCUGCAGAGCCGCGAGCAGGCCGAGGAGUGGCUGAAGGUCAUCGGAGAAGUCAGCCGGAGCGCCCGGGGAGCCGAGGCAGCGGACGCCCCCAGGUCCCCCGUCCUCCCGUGCAAGCCGCAGGUGGACAAGAGGCUGUCCCAGGAGAAGCAGGCGUCGGACUCGGACAGCCUGGGCGUGGGCGACGGCGGCUCCACCCUGGGCCGCCGCGAAGCCGGGGAACCAGGUAAAGGGAAGAAGAGCGGCCUGGCCGAGCUGAAGGGCUCCGUGAGCCGGGCGGCGGGCCGCAAGAUCAACCGCAUCAUCAGCUUCUCCAAGAAGAAGGCGCAGGCCGAGGACCCGCAGACGUCCUCCCCCGCCUCCUCCACCGAGGACGAGGUGCCCUGCUGCGGCUAUCUGAACGUGCUGGCGGCGCAGGGCUGGAGGCAGCGCUGGUGCCGCGUGGGGCGGGGCACGCUGUUCUUCCACAGGGACCGCGCCGACCUGCGCACGCACGUGAACGCCGUCGCGCUGCGCGGCUGCCGGCUGGCGCCCGGCUUCGGCCCGCGCCACCCCUUCGCCUUCAGGCUCCUGCGCCACGGGCAGGCAGUGGCCGUGCUGGAGGCAAGCUCCUCUGAAGACAUGGGCCGCUGGCUCGGGCUGCUGCUGGCGGAGAUGGGCUCCAGGGUCACCCCGGAGGCGCUGCACUACGACUACGUGGACGUGGACACCUUGACCAGCAUCGUCAGUGCCGGACGCAACUCCUUCCUCUACGCCAGGUCGUGCCAGGACCAGUGGGCGGAGCCCCGCGUCUAUGACGACGUUCCCUACGAGAAGGACGAGGAGGAGCCGCCCAGGCCCCCCGGAGCCCCGGUGAAGCGCCACGCCUCCUCCUGCACCGAGAAGCCCACCCGCGCGGACCCCCAGGUCACCGUCAAACGCCACGCCUCCAGUGCCAACCAGUCCAAGUACGGGAAGACCCGGGCGGAGGAGGACGCGCGGCGGUACCUGGUGGAGAAAGAGAAGCUGGAGCAGGAGAAGGAGACGAUUCGGACGGAGCUGCUGGCGCUGCGGCAGGAGCGGCGGGAGCUGCGGGAGGCCCUGCGGAGCGGCCCAGGGGCGAGGCUGAAGGCCCUGGAGGAGGCCGUGGCCGGCCUGGAGGCCCAGUGCCGGGCGAGGGAGGAGCGGCGGAUCGACCUGGAGCUGAAGCUGGUGGCGGUGAAGGAGCGCUUGCAGCAGUCCCUGGCGGGGGGCCCGGCCCUGGGGCUGGCGGUGGGCGGCAGGGGCAGGAGGAAGGAAUGGGAAAUGAAGAAGACUUAGAAAACACACAACAAUUCCGUUCCAAAAGAAGAAAUCAGCUUGUCCACCUCAGGCGGAAAAGCUUCUUUCAGAUACCAGAAGACUGGAAGUAUCCUCCUCUCUGGA
This is a messenger RNA of Perognathus longimembris pacificus (Pacific pocket mouse), 2274 nucleotides long. Its product is annotated as actin filament-associated protein 1-like 1. Gene Ontology annotation, cellular component: cytosol. The record is from RefSeq and is a predicted model, not a curated record. Gene Ontology annotation, molecular function: SH3 domain binding. NCBI's taxonomy places the organism in Eukaryota, Metazoa, Chordata, Mammalia, Rodentia, Heteromyidae.